Hyalella azteca is the source of this 789-nucleotide messenger RNA. Its product is annotated as keratin-associated protein 9-2-like. The transcript has 2 exons. The record is from RefSeq and is a predicted model, not a curated record. Bases 1 to 789 code for a protein of 262 amino acids. NCBI's taxonomy places the organism in Eukaryota, Metazoa, Arthropoda, Malacostraca, Amphipoda, Hyalellidae.
AUGACGGUGGUCGCGCUAUCGGGAAGGCCGCUUCUCGAUGCAGGCGACCUCGCGAGAAAUUCCCGCCGCCGCUUACAAGACUCGCGCGUCCGGAGCAAGACGCAUGUUGCUGUGCAUAAGCCACCCGCUGCCGUGCAAGACACCUGCUGCCGUGCAAGACACCUGCUGCCGUGCAAGACACCUGCUGCCGUGCAAGACACCUGCUGCCGUGCAAGACACCUGCUGCCGUGCAAGACACCUGCUGCCGUGCAAGACACCUGCUGCCGUGCAAGACACCUGCUGCCGUGCAAGACACCUGCUGCCGUGCAAGACACCUGCUGCCGUGCAAGACACCUGCUGCCGUGCAAGACACCUGCUGCCGUGCAAGACACCUGCUGCCGUGCAAGACACCUGCUGCCGUGCAAGACACCUGCUGCCGUGCAAGACACCUGCUGCCGUGCAAGACACCUGCUGCCGUGCAAGACACCUGCUGCCGUGCAAGACACCUGCUGCCGUGCAAGACACCUGCUGCCGUGCAAGACACCUGCUGCCGUGCAAGACACCUGCUGCCGUGCAAGACACCUGCUGCCGUGCAAGACACCUGCUGCCGUGCAAGACACCUGCUGCCGUGCAAGACACCUGCUGCCGUGCAAGACACCUGCUGCCGUGCAAGACACCUGCUGCCGUGCAAGACACCUGCUGCCGUGCAAGACACCUGCUGCCGUGCAAGACACCUGCUGCCGUGCAAGACACCUGCUGCCGUGCAAGACACCUGCUGCCGUGCANGCCUUGAGUAUCGGGGUUCGCUGA